This is a messenger RNA of Biomphalaria glabrata, 8220 nucleotides long. RefSeq names its product tigger transposable element-derived protein 4-like. Lineage: Eukaryota; Metazoa; Mollusca; Gastropoda; Planorbidae. The transcript has 3 exons. The coding region runs from base 5 to 2308 and encodes 767 amino acids. The record is from RefSeq and is a predicted model, not a curated record. Gene Ontology annotation, molecular function: DNA binding. Gene Ontology annotation, cellular component: nucleus.
AAACAUGGCGUCCCCUCUCGGGUCAAAUAAAGGCACUCCUGAAAUAAGGAGAAGACAUUGCCUUUCUUUACAAGACAAAUUACGACUUUUAAGAGAAUUAGACGAGGGAGAAGGUAGAAAAACCAACCUCGCUCACAAAUUUGGAAUUUCGAAAUCAACAUUGUCUUCUAUAAUUGCGACUCGAUCUAAAAUAGAAAAUGCAUUCCGAAUGGCAAAAUUUUCACCCAAUAGAAAAAGGUUGCGAAUGGGAAAGUAUAGCAGACUGGAAGAUCAGCUUUUGGCUUGGUAUAAAAAAGAACUUGAAAGUGGCUCUGAAGUUGCUGAUGCCCUAUUGGAGAACAAAGCUAGGGAAUUUGCCAGACAUAUGAAUUUAGAUGAUUUUUGCGCCAGCACAGGAUGGCUACACAGGUUUAAGGAAAGAAAAGGCCUUGGCCACUGGGCCAAGUCUUGUGGAGUAAAAGAAGAGUCUACUGAUGCUCAGUUAAAAGAGAAACAUGUCUACAAUUUACCUGUCAGGACAAGCUUAAAAUAUUCUGAUGCAAGUGUUGCGGAAGCUGACAGCUGCUUGGCUGAAUUCACGUCAUGGACUGAUUCUACCAAUUGGACAGAGGCAGUGCUGCCGGAUCUGCUGCGCACCUACACCCCAUCCAACAUUUACAGUGUUACGGAAACAGGGUUGUAUUUUAAAUGCCUGCCUUUUGGAAUGAAUUCCCUGCGGGGUCAGACCUGCGCAGGAGGGGAUCAUGCCUUGGAGAGGUUAACUGUUGUGACUGCUGCUAAUCUAGAUGGUUCUAGUAAGCUGCCCUUGUUUUGUGUGGGUAAGGAGCGUAACCCAAAGUGUUUCAGAGGCGUGAAACAUUUUCCAGUGACUUACAAGUGUAGCUACAAUGCUUGGAUGACUCCUGAAUUUUUCUGCAGUUGGAUUAAAGAGCUAGAUACCUUUUUCACUAAGGAGGGUAAGAAAGUUGCCAUUCUUGUAGACACCAGCCCUGCUCACAUGAAGCCCCCCUACCUUAAAUCUGUUGAACUUAUUUUUCUUCCGCCACACACAUCUCGAUGCAUGCAGUCUCAAAACAAGGGCAUUGUUUAUUUUUUGAAGUGGAAAUACAGAGAGCUAAUGUUGAAGAGAAUGAUCUUACAUUUCGAAACCCAUGAGUCGGCCAAGCCUUUUCAAUGGAGUGUCUUAGAUGCACUUCAUGAUUUGAAAAGAGCGUGGGACAGGCUACCACCCAACAUAGUUCAUAACUGUUUUACGGAAACUGGAUUCUCUAUACCUCAGAGUGACAAAACUACUAGUGAGGUCAGUUCUGAUCAUAUGCUGCAGCGACAGAUUUAUAGGUCCCUUUACCAGAGGGUCAGUUUGCACAUUCCAGUAGACAUGUCCAUGGAAGACUAUAUUACUGUGGAUAAGCGAGUGGUAACCUGGGACCAGAUGGGUAUGGUAAGCAAGAUAAUCUCUAACACCUGCUACAAUACAGGGUUCAUACGCUCCAAACAGAAUGGCUUGACAUGUGAUAAUAGCCUCAUCAUGCGUAAGCCUUUUCCAGAAUCUAUGGAAGUCUCACCGAGUUUAGAAGCUAUUUCAAGUGCUUCAGAAGAAGUGAAGCCUGACAAUCAGUUAUCUCGAUUACCAAAUGGUGCAGCUUUUAUGAUCUCCACACCUGGUCAUGUGGCAAUGCUUAAUAAUUCACUUCAUGAAAAUGGUACAAACUGCAAUGACAACCAACCAGACUCGGAUGUUCAGUCGUGUGGUCAGGUGUCUCCAAGCACACCCAAUUGUGUUUCCCUCCAGACUUCGAUCUCCACUAGCCCCAUCUUGUCUUCUGCCACUCCUAUGGAAGAAAACGGUUCCAACUGCAAUCCAAGCAAUGAUGUGGACAUUACUUUUAACACCUCCAUGACAAGUGACACUUCUGCUUUAGCCUUUGUUCUAACUUCCGGAUAUGCAGAAUCUAAUGGCAAUAGUAAUGUUAAGAACUGUGUGUCUGAAACUUUAGCAGUCUCCACUGGGGCUACUACUGGAUGUGUUGCAGAAGAGAAUGAGAAACCAAGUUUGUUUCACAGAAGCCACAAUUGUACAAUAACAGUGGAUGUGAAAGAGCCUGAAGAAACUGUUCCACCUCCUUCCCUGCGUGAAGCUCAUAAUGCCCUUCUGCUGCUGCGCAGGUUAGUUGAAUCAACAGCAACAUCCAGAAAUGAGGCUGUAGAUAUGUUUGGCUGCUUGAACCAGUUAGAAGAUUUCAUUGAGAAACAAGUAAUCAUUGCACCUCGGCAGACAUCAAUACUAGAUUUUUUCAACAGGCUUUGACAUUUUUGCACUGGUCACAAUUACUCAUUAUAAUUCAUUAUGUUCAAAUGGUGCAAUAAGAAAAUACUGGCUUAAAAAAAAUAUGUAAAAAAAUGAUAAUGCCUAUUUUAGUGGUUGUCAAGCUGCUUACACCAACAAACCGGUGGAGAUAAAAAGAAAUACUAUACAUACAACACAAACCUUUAGACGAGAAAUAUUUUUCAUUCCUGCUAGUUGUUUAAACAUAUUGAUUUGGAAUUCAUUGAAACUGAUCACUUCAAGCAAUACAAUUGUAUAGAGCAGAAAACGUUUCAUCACAAGCAAUACUUGCAUUGUCAAAUUGUUCUACUGUUACCUGAUUAGUAUUAGUUUUUUUUUUUAUUUUUAGGUCUACUAUAUUGCAGAAAUAUCAGUUUUCAUUAUAUAUACAAAUUUCAAGGCUAUGCAAUUAUAUGUGUGGUCUACAAGUGGUUUCCUGAAUGGUAAUCUGAAAGGCAGAACAGAAUCACAGUGUAGCUAGUCUUAAUACCUCAUGCAAUCUAGGCGAAUUAUUUAUUUGCUAAUCUAGGUCAAAUCUAAGGUGCAAUACACUGUUUGUCUCGUAAUUUUUUUUUUUUCGUUUUUGAAAUGUGUCGAGUUCCGAUUUUUCUCCUUUGUGGUUUAGGAGGACAUAAAAAUAAUGGUUCCAAUUAUACACAUGCAUGUUCAAUAUUCAAUGUCACUUUGUUACUACACAUCUACUUAGUACUUAAUUUAUGAUUUAUUUAAAUGAGCUUUUAAUAUCACAAGUUAAAAGUAACGCUUUGAUUUGUUUUUAGUUUGUACAUAGCUUUUUUUUUUUUUUUGUGUUCUUUUCUCUUUCAGUAAGUAAUCUAUACACACUAUCCAUCAGAAGAUCAUUUUUAAGCAAACAUUUUCACCUUACAUUAAUUGUCACAUUUUUUUGUUUUUGUCACCAUUUCACAAAUAACUAUUAAGCAAAAAAAUUCUUUAUAAAUAAUUUUAUAAUUCAAAGUAAUAAUUUAUUUUAAUUAAAAUUAUUUUUUUUUUUGGAUUUGUUUGCUAUUUGGCAAAAUAUAAUUGUCUUAUAUAAAUUUAAUCCAUAGAAAGCUGUAAUGUAAAGGUUGAAUUACCUGGAUAAGGGUUUGAAUCUCUUGCUGGUCAGAGAGAGAGCUUUCAUUUGAUAGGAGAACAUUUUUUUAGAAAUAUACAACAAUUUAAUCAUUAGGCCGAUUGGAAUAAAUUUUCUAGUGUUUUCAGAGGGUCAUUAAAAGGCUUGCUCACUAAGAACCAUAAAAAUGGUUUUAAUGGUUUUGUAUGUCUCUUCUAUGAUUCUAUGUUGAAGAUAUUAUAUAAAUGUAAAAAAUGGUAUUUUCUCAUGCUUGAAAUUUUAGAAAUCUAUUAUAAUAGACAUGAACAACAAAGAUAAAUAUAUAUGCAAUUUUUACUCCCAUUAUUUAAGUAAUCUCAUGUAUAAAUAUUUAUAAUUUCUGAUGUUUUUUUUUUUCACAUUUAAAUACCUUGAAAGCUUUAAUAUCGUCACAUAAUUCAUUUUUUUGGUUAUAAAUUCUAGUGGUUGGCCUUGUUGAAGUUCUUGUACAAAAACCUUGUUGUGACUAUUGGUGUCCUAAAAGUGUUUGUAAACUACAAAAUCAUGGAGCACAUUGUUAGUUAAACAUCAUAGUAAGUGAUGCUAGUGACUCUAAUGACUCUUUUUUUUUUUACUGAUGUAUAAAAAACACUAUUUAACAGAGUUGAUGAUGGAAACUUUUCUUUGAAUAUAAUUUAAAUUUAUGAAUUUUGGUAACUUUUAAGAUAAUAUCUUUAUGAAUGAAAUGUUUUUCAUAAAGUUAUUUUUUUUAGCAGACAUUUCUGACUAAAUUUAAUGUUUAGUUUGUACAUGCAUUAUAUUUAGGCAUAUAUUUUACAAUGACUUUACAUUCUACUGAUUUAUUUUUAACAAGACUAACCAGUUGUUGAAACGUGAGAUUUUACAUAUGGAUUGAAUUAUUAUUUUUUUUAUUAAUCUUUCAAAACUGAAGAAGUUGUAUUUUAAAAACAAAAUGCUAAUUAAAGCUGUAAGGGUUUUAGUUAAAAUAUAUUAUAUACAUUUUGAACAAGGGUACUUAUAUAUUUUUACAUUUUAUAUAUAUUAUUAAAAUCUCCAGUCACUUUUAAAGCCACAAUUCUAUACGAUAGUGUCUUUUUUUUUUCUAGACAUUAUAUAUCAGUGCUGUAAAUAUAUUUUACAUUUUUGAAAAACAUUUUGCUGUUGUUUACAUUUGACAUUGUCUCAUGAGUUUCUCUGUUGAUUUGUUACUGAACAUGACACGACUUCCAGUGUGACACAGAGGUGGUGCUUUGGUUUGACAUUGUGACCAAAUUGUUUGUGGGAUUAUCAUUUGUAAAAUUACUUCGCUGGUGACUUCAAUCAUUAAAAAGGAGAUACCACCCCAGGGAUAUAUAAAUGAGAACAACAAAACUAAAACCCAAGACUAGAGCUUAAAGAGCCAUAUUGCUGAAAUAAAUGAAAGGUCCCAAUACGUGGGUGAAAAGAACAUUGUUCAAAAAUUCUAAAACCUUUAUACGAUGCAAGCUAAAGGUCUGUGUAAAUUUUUUUAUUUUUUUUUAGGACUAAUUUGUUAGGUCCUGUUGGAAGUUGAUGCUAGAUGGCUAAAUAGUCUUGUGUCAGACUUCACUUCAUGUUAAGAUUUUUGUUGUGUGAAAACUUUAUUUUUGUUCAAGUAAAUUCAGAAUUUAUUUAUUUACUUUUUUCAAUAAAAUUCAAUUUAUUGCAAAUGUACUGAAACAUUUACAAAAAAAACAAACAAUUUAGUUGUAAAGAAGAUUAAUUGCCUCUAAAGUAGUGGCUUGACUUUAGUGAUGUUAAGUUUAAAAUAUUAUUUAAAAAAAAAAAAAGAAUUAUCAAUUUUUUGACAUUUAGUUGCUUUAUCCUAUUUUUGAUACAUACAUACAUUUUUGUUUUAAUCUUAAGUUAAGAAUCUAUUUCAAAAAAAAUAAUGGUUCUGUAUCUAAAUAAAUAUAUAAGUUUUUAAUGUAUUUGAGACAAUGUUUGAUUUUACAGUUUUUAGUUCAAAUUAUUGUUAUUUAAUAGCAAGGAAGAGAUUUUUUUGUUACAUUUUGUGAACUAUAAUGUUUUCAGCUCAUUAAUAAUAUUUCAUUGUUGUUGAGUUGGUUAUUUUUCAUGUAAGUUCCCCAAGGCGUUACUUUGUUGAUGUAACUGUUGAUUCACUAAGUUCCCACUAGGAGCAAUAUAUACUUAUUUAAAAUCAAACUGGUUUCUUUUUUUUUCCUCUCCCCAUCCAAAUUGGCCGUACACAUUUUUUGUAAAGUUUAUCUACUGAUCAAAUCUACAGCAUUUUUUUUUAUGUACAUACAACUUGAGCAAUAUCAGAGGAGCAGACUUUUUCUUUUGUACAUAACAAUAAAAGUAUUUAGUAUUGCCUGUUACUAUUAAUUGUUUGUUAUAUAUGUCUUGUAAUAUAUUUUUGAUGUUGUGGUUUAUAUUUUAAUAUCAUUUCUAAGUGGGUUUUUUUUUUUUUUCAAUAUAUUUGCAUUAAAUUAAGUUUUAUGUUUGUUUGUUUUUUUAAUGAACAUUUAAAAAAAAAAAUGAUUUCCUUUGCAAUAAGAUUGUUCUAGAUAUUGUAGCAACUUUUGUCCUGUUGACUUUCAUUCACUAAACAGAUGCUUACAAGACGGCAAAGAGAUAUUUUUGUUCCUGCAAUUGUUUUCAUUUUUUUCCUAUGUCCAAUUUCCUUAAUUUCUCAGGGUUUAUUACUGUCUUGGAAGUCAAGUCAUCCUACAUCAGUCAUUUUUGCUGUUUCUAUAUCUGAGUUCAUUUACAACAUUUGUGCAGACGUACCAAUAAACCUGGAUUUAUGGGCAUUUGUUUUCACUCUGUUUGAAAGGAAGUGUCUAUGUUGUUUAGAAUAAAGCUAACAUGAUUUCAUUUUUUUUAAAUUACUUUGUGAAACCUGCAUAACAAUUGAAAAAAAAAUUAGAAUUGAUAUAAAAAAAAAAUUUUUGGAACAUUUUUGCAUAUCUGUAGAAUCAUGCUUUCAUUGUUGAGUUUAACUUAAAACCAAAUAUAAUUGUCAAUUGUAAAUCAACACAGUCAGCUAUCAAAAACCUCUAGUUAUGAUUAGUAUAAAGUCAACUAUUUCUGAAUUUAGUGAAUUUUAGUUUUCCAGUAUUUCUACUUCAAACGCUUUUUUUAAAUAUAAUUUGAGUUUUAUUUUUAAUAGUGUAUGAUAAAAACUAAAAUGUUUAUUCUUUGUCGAUUUGUAUCUUAAGUUGUUUUUUUUUUCAAUGCUACUCAUUUUGAUCUUCUUGAGUAGUAAUAUAAUAUAUGCAUUAUUGUUGUGAAGUUUAAAACUAAAAAGUGUUUUAGCACAGAGUUCAUUUGACAAUUAUGUGGUCAGGGCAAGGCUAUACCUCUUACUGGUAGAUGAAAUCAUGACUCAAGUCUAGUCAGUUAUGUGUACAAAUGACUUAUCGUUUCAUAAUUUUACCUUUUAAUAAGAAAAGAAACUAUUGCUUGUAAUGUUUUAAAGUAAAUUAUAAGUAAAGUUUUGGAUUUAAAGAUUAAAGAAGACACUAGUUAAUGGCAUGUGCUGCAGGUUAUUGUAUGUGCUAUGUCAUUAGCACCAAAUUUAUAUUCACUGUUUGAUUUUUAUAACAUUGCCUAACAAAGUCUGUCUUAUAAAAACACAUAGACUAGAGGAAUUCUGUAAACCAUACCCUGUGUCAUCUUACAGUGGAUAUUGUCAGAUUUUUACAUUACAUUUUUAUGAAUUGUACUUAUUUUUUCUGUUUUUAGUUUCCUGAAGACUGACUCAGGUCUCAUUAAGGAAUAGUGGCAGUUGUCCAUUACCUGUGAACAAACCUAGUCAUAACUUAUUUCAUGAUCAUUUGAUUUGGUUUAAAUAGAAAACAAUAGCACAUGAUAACCAGGAUUUAAUUUGUCCUUUUAAGUAAGCUGGAACAAUUUCAAUUAGGACUAUUUUUGUUUGAUGCAGUCAAAUUAGUUAUCUCCAUUUCACUUGAGUGUACAUUUGACGUGUGCAUGCAUGUAGUUGUGUGUUUGGAAUGCCUCUCACUCUCUCUGUGUAAGGACCAUAUAAAAACAAAAUAGUUAUUUCCAAUGGCAGCAGUCCUUUAAAUAUAUAGAUCUUGUUAUGAAAAAAACAAAAUGUACAUAUCCAGCUAUGGUUUUUAAAGUAGCUUCCAUGUCUUGUUAUUUAGAGAUAAGUGUUUGUUACUCAUUAUCAUUCAUAUAUUGUUCACCAUAGAUUUAGACAAAUACAUUUUUUUUUUUUUUGUAAUGGGUUAGGGAAAACUUCCUUUUUUAUUAUUUUGUCUCUUCAUAGAAGCAUGAAAGAUAAGCAUUCUAAUUAUGUUAAUACAUUUUUGGCUAGAUUUAUUUCGCUCUUUUUUUUUUAGUCAUUGAGUUGGCAACAGAAUGUCCUUGGUUUGUCACUUUGGUUUAAAAACACACGUACUCCUACAAACAAUGUGGAGACAGACCUUGAUUUGUUGGGGGGGGGGGGGGAUGGUCUGAAUAAAUGCUGAUACCAGGCCAACUUCGCUCUCCCCGGCCUUUCUUCCCCCUCCCCCACCAUUAGCUGUAAAGCCAAGGAGAUAAAUAGAAUUUCAUAUCAUAAAGGCUGUCUAAUUAAAUCUCCUUUGCCAAUGUGACCAGUACAGCCAUCAAAUCAUUAUCUUUAAAUGGUAGUUUUAUACAGCUUUGUGUGCCCCCGUCAAGUUUGGUUGUUGUUGCCAACUCUUUGAUUGCUUAGUACCACCACCAUGUACUGUCCACCAUGCAUUGCCUGAUAGAGCAAUUCAAUCCAAAUUUCUGUCAUUGUUAGAACUACACAACUUGAUCUGAAAUAAAAAAAAUGUGACCAUUG